AAGUUGGCUGUUCAAACAAAUUUGCCUGCGUACCACGUGUGUGAGUGGAAUCUGGAUUUUCAAGAGAAAUUACUGGAAAAUAUAGCUGAAAUGGCGUCCACUGAUGUGAUCAAACAAGGUCAAAAUGUGAUUUUGAAAAAGGGGAAGAGUUUAAGAUUGUAUCAGGUGUGGAGGAAAAGGAGAGUACAUUUGGACAAGAAGCAUUUCUUCCUGGAUGAAGCUAUCGGCAAACCAUAUGGGACAACAUGGGAUGUACACGGCCAAAAUGUUUGUCUGGUCACACCAGAUGAGGAGAGGGAUGAAGAUGUCAGAGAGGGUGGGACUGACAACCGUGGAAUAAAUGACGAUACGCGCUCACAGAAACUCAGUGAUGAGGACAUCAAGGCGCUCAAGAGCAAAGGCCAGCACGGAGCGGCAAUUGUGGAACAGCUUGUUGAGAACAGCACCAGUUUCAAGGAGAAGACGGUUUACUCUCAAGCAAAGUAUCUCAAGAAGAAACGAGACAAGCAUCUCAUGAGGUUCCAGAUUCUCAGGCCUAAUACCAUUCUGCUGUGUGAGAUGUACUUGAUGAGAGCUCCGUCCAAAAACAUUCACCUGCGUAUCGAUACGCUGGCCCAGAUUUUGACUGCCGCCAACAUCCAGAGUGGUAUCAACGUCAUGAUGAUGGAGACGUGCCAAGGGUUACUGCUAGGGGCAAUCAUGGAGAGAAUGGCAGGUAAAGGCACUGUUGUUCAGAUCCACUCAGAGAGCGCACCAGUACGGCUGGCUGUCGAGGCUUAUAAUUUCCCUUCAAGUUACAAAGAUACCUUGCAUGCAUUCCCAUUGGACCAACUCGGUUUUCUCGAACCAAAGGAAUCUGUCGAGAGUAACAAUCCCGAACAAAGCACCAGCGAAGUCAGCGACAGGCUUCAGGCUUGCAAAACAGAGGAACCGCAGGCAACAAAUGGGAAGAGUGUCGAAUCGAAAGACUGCCCUCAAUGUUCAGAAAGCGAUGCGAAAGAAAGGAGCGUGGGCCACCGGACUCAGAAAGAAGAGGAAAGAUCAAACGGCGAGGAGGAAAAUGACUCCAAUGUGGAGGACUGUGAUGCCGCUGCAGAUGAUGCGGGCAUGGUUGCCAUGGAAGCAGACUGUCAGUCGGGAGAGGGAGGCACGCAGGGUCAGAAGAGGAAAUUUCAAGUGAAUCCCGAGAAGGAAGCCAGGAAGCAAAGACGAAGGGAGAGUCUGUGUAGAGUCCGAGAUCUCCUUCACAACACCAAGAUGGAUGUCUUAGUGAUGGCAUGCAGAUUUCAACCUCUUCCGAUCUUCACAGCGCUUUUCAAGUUCCUAGCACCAUCCCGGCCAUUUGUGGUCUACUGUCAUUACAUUGAGCCUUUGAUGGAAUGCAACGAAUGGCUGAGAAACUGCAACAAUGCUGUCAACAUCAGAGUCACAGAGACGUGGCUGAGGGAGUAUCAGGUACUUCCCGAAAGGACCCAUCCCAACGUCAACAUGAGCGGAACUGGUGGCUAUUUACUGACGGGAACUACAGUUUCAAAUGAAACCUAAACCCAGAAAAGGGACCGCAUCCUUCGGGCUGAUGCUGAAUAAGACAUAUGCUGAGUAAAUGUAUU
This is a messenger RNA of Patiria miniata (bat star), 1610 nucleotides long. RefSeq names its product tRNA (adenine(58)-N(1))-methyltransferase non-catalytic subunit TRM6-like (gene trmt6). Gene Ontology annotation, biological process: tRNA methylation. Bases 91 to 1545 code for a protein of 484 amino acids. Lineage: Eukaryota; Metazoa; Echinodermata; Asteroidea; Valvatida; Asterinidae. Gene Ontology annotation, cellular component: nucleus; tRNA (m1A) methyltransferase complex. The transcript is spliced from 11 exons. The record is from RefSeq and is a predicted model, not a curated record.